Molecule: messenger RNA, 2948 nt
Organism: Morone saxatilis (striped sea-bass)
Lineage: Eukaryota; Metazoa; Chordata; Actinopteri; Moronidae
Gene: zmynd11
Product: zinc finger, MYND-type containing 11
Exons: 17
Coding region: 769-2892 (707 amino acids)
Biological process (GO): regulation of transcription elongation by RNA polymerase II
Molecular function (GO): transcription corepressor activity; DNA binding; protein binding
Source: RefSeq, a predicted model, not a curated record
GCCUCAGACUGAUGUUUGUGUGUCAGAAAUCUAAAAUACUGUGUUCCCGUUGGCUGACCGGAUGUUUUGUGUUGGUUUUCAGCCUCGUUUGUGUUUACUUUUGGCUGAUUUGCUGUGUUUUGUUCUUGUGUUUUGUCCUGAGGAAAGGUGUGAAGACUGAACGCCCUCUGGAGCGUCUGUGGAUAGCUUUUGGCUGCGAUUUGUGAAAGUGACAUCUUAAGUUUCACGGGUGGUUAAGAGGAGAACCGCAUUAAAUUGGAUUUGAGUUUAAAGAUAUUCAGGGAAGGCUGAGCGUCGCAGGGAAGAGACAAACCCUGCGAAGGUCUCAGUUCUCCUCGUCACAUUCCCUCUGAUAUUUUCUGCCGUUUGUUUGGACGAGGCGUUGAGAGUGUCGUCCUAAUGAUGCACGGAUACGGAGGAGGAGUAAUGGGUUUAUGUGUGCUUUAAAAAAGAAAAUACGAGGUGGAAACUUUGAGCGUAAUUCUGAAUGUCUGUCUUGUAUUGAGCCUUCUUAUGUUUGUGUCUUUAGUUUGCUGAAUAACAGAUACCUGGCAUGUGAAGAGCGACGUUCAAGGUCACAAAGUGUCGGAGCACACGGCAUUUAUAAAGUCACAGGAUGUUGUUCCACAGAUAUUCAGACUCUGUUUGUCUUUCCCUCACAUCUGAAUGAUCCUCAGAAAUAAUCCAAAAAUGUCGUUUGCUUCUGAUUUCGAGCAGCACGGUUCAGAUGAGCUGAGGAUGAGGAGAUGAGGAGUGAUUCCAGUUGUGAUGAAUAAGGAAAUCAUGUCACGUGUGGUGAAGAAGAGGCAGGCGGACCCCAAAGUGGUCCAGUAUGUGUGGGCGGCCAUCGAGGUCAUCCGCAACCAGAAACAAAUUGCAAACAUGGACAGGAUCUCCAAGUACCUGAGCCGUGUGUUUGGCAUGCACCCUAAGGAGACUGCCAGACAGCUGAGCUUGGCCGUGAAGGACGGCCUGGUGGUGGAGACCCUGACUGUUGGCUGCAAGGGCUCCAAAGCCGGCAUCGAGCAGGAAGGAUACUGGUUGCCCGGGGAUGAGAUGGAGCCGAAAGCCGAGGGAAGCAAGGCAGUGUUGCAAAUCACUGAGCAGGACUGCUUAAUGGAGUGGGAGACGGAGAGCCACGACUGGUACUGCUUCGAGUGUCACCUACCGGGCGACGUCCUCACGUGUGACAACUGCUUCCGGGUUUAUCACCUCAAGUGUCUGUCGGAGGACUUCAAGCCCAGAGACGGAGGAUCCCACUGGCAGUGUGUCGUCUGCAGGGGAAGUAAAAAGAAGAACCUGAACAAACAGGAGAUGAGUAAAUACCUGCGCUUCAUCGUCCAGCGUAUGAAGGAGAGGGCAGUGGACCUGAACAAGAAGGGCAAAGACACUAAACAUCCAAUGUACAAGCGGCUGAUCCACACUGCGCUGGACGUCUCAAACAUCCAGGAGAACUUGACUGAAGGAAAAUAUAAAACCUUUGAGGAGUUCAAAGCAGACGCUCAGCUGAUUGUUCACAACACCGCCAUCUUGUAUGGAGUUCACAGUGACCAGGCAGAGAUUGCACGGCUGCUCUUCAGCGACACAUGCCAUGAGUUGAAUGAGUUAUUGUUGUGUAAGAACUGUUUCUACCUGUCGAACGCCCGGCCAGACAACUGGUUCUGUUAUCCCUGUAGCCCCAACCACGACUUGGUGUGGGCCAAGAUGAAAGGAUUUGGCUACUGGCCGGCCAAAGUCCUUCAGAGGGAGGACAACCAGGUGGACGUACGCUUCUUUGGCCACCAGCACCAGAGAGCUUGGAUCCCCGCGGACAACAUCCAGGACAUCAAGGUGAGCGUCCAGCAGCUGCAGGUGAAGCGCAGCAACGGCUGGAAGAAGGCGUGCGAGGAGCUGGAGGUGUACCAGCGCUUCCUUAGGGAAGGACGCUUCUGGAAAACAAAGAUGGAGGACGCCAACAUGCCACACCAGCAUCUCCAGCAGAACCAGAGUCAGAACCAGAGUCAGAACCAGAGUCAGAGUCAGAGUCAGAGUCAGAGUCAGAGCCAGAGUCAGAGCCAGAACCAGAACCAGAACCAGAACCAGAGCCAGCGGCAGCAGCAGCAGCAGGAGGGCAGCGGGAGGACGGACAGGCUGGAGCGGACAGACGAAGCCGAGUCCAGCAUCUCCUCCACCAGCAACGAGCAGGUCCGACAUGUAAGUGGGCUCAAAGGCAGCCAGGAGCCCAAGGCUAAGAAAAGUCGUCGAUCUCAAAUGGUCGAGCCCAAAGAAGAAGUCAGUCGUGUCCCAUCCUCUCCUCCCCGCCAGGACCCGGAGCCAGAGAUGGAGGCGGUCAGCUCCAGCCAGGAGAUCCCGGUGUCCUCGGCGCCGCAGCAGCCGGAGAAGCUGUCGGUUUCCACGCAGACCAAGAAGGCCAACGGAGGGUCGCCACGCACGCUGCACCGCGGCACACAGACCAACAGCGACGGCGCCUGCCAGAACAUGUGCCACGAGAAGUACACGAAGGUCUUCAACGACGUCAAGGAGAUGAUGAAGGCGGACAACAAGAGGGAGACGGAGAGGGUGGUCAGGGAGGCUCUGGAGAAGCUCCGGGCCGAGAUGGAGGAGGAGAAGCGGCAGGCGGUGAGUAAGGCGGUGGCCAGCGCUCAGGGGGAGAUGGAGAGGAAGUGUAAGCAAGUGAAGGAGAAGUGUAAAGAGGAGCUGGUGGAGGAGGUGAAGAAGCUGGUGGCCCAACACAAACAGCUCAUCUCCCAAACCAAGAAGAAGCAGUGGUGUUAUAACUGCGAGGAGGAGGCCAUGUACCACUGCUGCUGGAACACCUCGUACUGCUCCAUCAAGUGUCAGCAGGAGCACUGGCACGCCGACCACAAACGAACCUGCCGCAGGAAGAGAUGAGCGAGCCCCGCCCCUUUCCGACCCAACACAGCACGCCAUUGGCUCUCGCCCUCUCC